This is a messenger RNA of Hymenoscyphus albidus, 1380 nucleotides long. The record is from the annotation of a GenBank genome assembly. Lineage: Eukaryota; Fungi; Ascomycota; Leotiomycetes; Helotiales; Helotiaceae.
AUGUCUCUUUCUGGAAAGUUGCUGAUUUUCGCUUCUUUAUUCAUACCCUCCAUAUCCGGGGUCAAUCUUUACGUCGCAGAGACCACUGGCGCUCUUUCAACCCUCAGUCUCGUCAAUUCGGGAAACACCUUCAGUCUAACCAACACUUCUUCGAGUUUUGAGUGCUCUAGUAAUCCUUCAUGGCUUACUCUUGAUGCCCCAAACCGAAUUCUCUAUUGCAUCGAUCGGGGUAUCGAUCCCACUGCAAAUAGAACCGGGGAUACAAAUGGAUCAAUCAACUCUUUCGUGGUAGGAGCUCAAGGGAAUUUGACACGCGUUAGCAGAGUUUUGGCUCCUUUGUCUGGCGUCCAUGCGUCUAUCUUCGGAGCCCCGGGUCAGAAGCGAGGACUCGCUAGCGUUUCUUUGUAAGUACACAAACACCAUGACUUGAUGACAGACAUUUCUAUACUCCAGGGAUGGCCUCAAUUGCUAACAUUUCCGGCAGUAACAAGAGUGCAAUCGCUAUCUACCCACUUGGCGAAGCUGGAACGGUCGAAGAAGCAGUGCAAACAUUCAAGCCCACGAUCGAAGCACCAGGUAUAAACCCGCGACAGGACGAUUCCUAUCUCCAUCAAGUAAUCCUUGAUCCCCAAAACAAAUUCCUCAUUAUGUGUGAUCUCGGUGGAGAUCGCAUUCGUGUUUACUCGUGGGACCAGGCCGCAUUGGCCCCAAUCAAGGAGCUGGAACCAUUAAGGACCGGCCCAGGAGUUGGCCCUCGCCACGGGGUUUUCUGGACUUCUCCAACUGGUGCUGUUUUCCUCAUGUUUGUUGGCGAAAUUGAUCAGAACGUGUAUUCCUAUUCAGUGGCCUAUGGGGCUGAAGGCUUGACCUUUACAAAGGUCUGUUCGAUCACAGCAUUGGGGCCUGGAAAUGAGAAGCCACCAGGAACAACUCCAACAUCAGGAAUCGCACUUACGGUUGGUUUUCGUCUCCUUUGCUUUAAUACAACAUAGACUAACUCACGAAUUUAGCCUGAUAACAGAUUCAUCGUUGUCUCAAACCGUGAAAUUUCAUUCCGAGACUCGCCUAAUUUGAGGUCUAAAGAUUCCGAUACUCUCUCCACAUUCACAAUCAAACCCGACGGAUCUCUGGAAUUGCUCCAACUCGCUCCAUCUGGAGGAUACUCCCCUCGUCAUUUCUCUAUAAACGCAGAUGGAUCCUUCCUCGCUGUGGGACAUCAGGGCAACAGGUCCGUUACAAUCUGGCAGAGAGAUGUUGCCACUGGCAAGAUUAUUACCGAAAAACCUGCCGCAAAGGUCCAGUUGUCGGGGGCUAUCAGCUGUACUAUCUGGGAUGAGGACGCGCCCACCUCGUUAAGUGGGUAGAGGAAAUUAGAACUGG